Molecule: messenger RNA, 3380 nt
Organism: Ictalurus furcatus (blue catfish)
Lineage: Eukaryota; Metazoa; Chordata; Actinopteri; Siluriformes; Ictaluridae
Gene: hs6st1b
Product: heparan sulfate 6-O-sulfotransferase 1b
Exons: 2
Coding region: 470-1696 (408 amino acids)
Cellular component (GO): membrane
Molecular function (GO): heparan sulfate 6-sulfotransferase activity
Source: RefSeq, a predicted model, not a curated record
CAGGUGAGUUAGUUUCCAAAUACACUGUCGGCGUGGGACACCAACCAGAGUAUUAAACUGCUUGGCUUGCUUUUACUCUCCGUCAACCGUGUUUUGUGUGCGUGUGUGUGUGUGUGUGUGUGUGUGUGUGUGAGAGUAAGUAAGUAAGUAAGUAAGUGGGUGUCGCUGUGCACUCGCUCGAGCGCUACACAAUGAUCACACAAGACAAGGAAGCCGUAGGAGACGGCAGCGGUUCCGCGGAAGCACCAUCAAUCUACUAAAGUCCUGUUUGCGCUCGUUUUGUUUCAGACUUCCGGUUGGACUAGGCUCGUGCCAGACAAGAUCUUGGUGGAUAACAAUGUGUCAGGGUUUAAUCUGUGUGCGCGCGCCGCGGUCUACUGAGCCGCCGCGGUCCCGUUGAUCUAUGGAGGGCACGAGCACCGAGCCAAAUCCGCUACCCGAGACCCCGCUGUGUGAGACAUGGUGACAGAUGAACAUCGCGGGAAGGACCAUGGCUGAGCGGGCCAGCAAAUUCGUGCUGAUCGUCGUUGGCUCCGUGUUCUUCAUGCUCAUUUUGUACCAGUACGUAGCGCCCGGUGCGAUCAACUUCGGCUCGCCGGCGCAUGGCUACCUCACCGAGGAGGACAUGACGAUCUUCCCCACGCCGGAUCCGCACUAUGUGAAAAAGUACUACUUCCCGGUGAGGGACUUGGAGCGCAGUGUGGACUUCGAGAUCAAGGGCGAGGACGUGAUCGUGUUCCUGCACAUCCAGAAAACAGGCGGCACUACAUUCGGACGGCACCUGGUACAAAACGUGCGGUUGGAGGUACCGUGCGACUGCAGGCCGGGCCAGAAAAAGUGCACUUGUUACCGGCCGAACCGCAAGGAGACUUGGCUCUUCUCGCGCUUUUCUACCGGUUGGAGCUGCGGCUUGCACGCGGACUGGACCGAGCUGACCAACUGCGUGCCCGGAGUCCUCAACAGGAAGGAGAGCAAAACAAAGAAACUGAGGAAGUUCUACUAUAUCACGCUUCUUCGGGACCCAGUGUCAAGAUAUCUAAGUGAGUGGCGCCAUGUGCAACGAGGCGCCACAUGGAAGACGUCACUGCACAUGUGUGACGGCCGCACACCGACACCCGACGAGCUUCCCGUCUGUUACGAUGGUGCGGACUGGUCAGGCUGCACCCUUCAGCAGUUCAUGGAGUGCCCAUACAACCUGGCCAACAACCGGCAGGUGCGCAUGUUGGCUGAUCUGAGCCUGGUAGGUUGCUACAAUGCAUCCACGCUGCCUGAGAAGCAGCGUGCCCGUCUCCUACUCGAGUCAGCUAAGAAGAACCUGCGUGACAUGGCCUUCUUUGGGCUGACAGAGUUUCAGCGCAAAACACAGUACCUGUUUGAGCGCACCUUCCGUCUCCGCUUCAUACGGCCAUUUGUACAGUACAACAGUACACGUGCUGCUGGUGUUGACCUUGACGAGAGCAACGUGCGACGCAUUGAGGAGCUCAAUGAGCUCGACAUGCAACUCUAUGACUACGCAAAGGACCUGUUCCUUCAGCGGUACCAGUACACACACAUGCUGGAGAGGCGUGAGCAAAGAAUGAUGCUCCGAAAUAGAGGCUCUUUCCACAGCCUGGCACGGGAGGAGGGUGCAGGGGGAGAGGGCACUGCUCGGCUGCCCACUGAGGAUUACAUGAACCAGAUUGUUAGUGGAUGGUAGCCCAGGAGAUCUCUCUUUAAAAAGAAAGAGAGUCACAAAGACAGACAAUGGGUGGAUAAUCCAUUUUUUCUCCAACCUUUGGACAUACAAAGUGGUUAUCAUGGACUCCUUUCCCCAGCAAUCUUUAAAGAAUAAGAUGCAACAGAAAACAGGCAAAGAUAGUGAGUGGUGGAUGUGGCCUUUUCCGAGAGAAGGGAGCAUUAUGGGCAUUCUCUUUCUCUCUCUCUCUCUCUCUCUCUCUUCCCCAGGAAUCUUUAAAGAGAGAGGUGCAUAAUGAGAGAAUUGAGAAAUGGUGGGUGAAGGAACCAUAUCUGUUUCAGCUCAUGUAGAAAGAUAGGGAUCAUUAUGGACCCUUUCUCUUGUUUCUCCCAGAAAUCUUUGAAAAGACAGAAACAUGCAGCGGCAGAGAAAUGGCAAAGAUCAUGGGCAGAGGAGUCAUCUCUUCCUCUGCUCACAGAUAGAGAGCGAUCACUGCAAGCGCUCUGUCUUUCCUCCACAAAUAAGGUGGUUUGGGCCAGACCUACAAGAGAUGGUAGUUAUUAAGGUGACUAGGGCUUUAGAGUGCAUCUUUCCAGAUGGGUGAGCACGUAUCCCCAUCCCCUCCAUAAAGCCCAGACUUAAAUGACAAAUUGUACAUGCUUAAUACAAUGAAACCAGUAAAGCGUUGUUCCAAUGAGCUGCAACACAAUUCUACAAAGCUUAAUUUUGUAUAAGAAUGGGGGGGGAAAUGUGAAUAAAAUCACUUGUCUUAGGAAAGUCAUCCAAAUAUCGGGGAUAUUUAGAAUGUUUUAUAUUCUGUGCAUAAAUCUUAAGUCUCUCCUUUUUUUUUUGGUAAACUGAUGUGAAGUGCAGAGACUGGAAAUUUCCACAUGAGACCGAGUUUGUGUUAAGAGAGAUAUAUGUGUUAAUAUAUAAUACAGACAUGGCAUUGUUUUUCCAGCAUAUGUUUCUACCAUUGUAUGUGCUGACUGUGUGAGUGCUCAGCCUCUCUGGUUAUUUGAUUCAUCAGUUAAAUGAAGACGUUCUUGGCAAGACAUGUUCACAUAGAAAUAAGGUAGUGUCAUUUGUUCCAUCUACAAUCUCAUCUGCUUGUAAGAAUAGUGCGAGAAAAUAGGAUAACAAACACAAUACUUCUUUCUUGGAAAAGCAUGAAGUUCUGCUUUAAACCUGCACAAGUGUGUGAGUGAAAGUGUGUGACUGACCUAUAGUUGUGUCCCUGUGUGCAUGUAUGUGUGCGUGUUGAUGGCUUUGUUUUUUUUUUUCUUUUCUUUUCUGUUAAAUAACAGUGCAUUCAACAUGAACAAUCCAGUCUCUCAGUCCCUGCAAUUUGGCUUUAUCAUAAAGACUCCACACUACAGACCCUCUCACAUUCCAUGCAUUCAAACUGUAAUAACAGUAAAACAAUUGGAGCCUGUGCAGCAACGUGACAUCCUGAGAAACGUCCCUGUCAAUCCUCCAUGAAAGCAUACUUACCCUAAGUAAUAAGAAAGUGUGGAAAUAUGUAGCGUGCGUAUGUAUGUACAGUUCUAUAUUUGUGUGAGAGGGCAUCUUAAUAUGAGGCAUUUCAAAUGUCUCCCCUUUUGUUUUCCAUUCAUAUUCUAUAUUGUUGUACUGUAUUAGUACUUCUGUUAUGCUAAAUUGAUCUUAAAGUUACCAAUAAAAACAAAAAUUCUUUUUUUUUUUU